UGGGGUAGACUGUCAGGUUCAGUGCUGACAAGCUGCAAAAUACGCGCUCGUCGGACAUCCGGCUUUUAUGUGCGGUAACCAUAUUAUAUAGCAUUUCCCGUGUGCGGCACAUUUUCCUGAGCCUUACUGUUGUCAUAGGAAGCGUGUUCCGUUAAUUUAAAUUUGCAGUUGCGUUUAAAGUUUAGAUUAAUCAUGCCACUUUUAAAAAGCGGCAUGACCCACCGCAACGGAAAAUAUCGGAUCCCGAUUCCGGCAGCGGUAUCGGUCCCGUGGAGGAUCACAUUAUGGACAGCAAGGACGGUAAGGACGGAGUGGGCAUUGACCUGGGCACCACACACUGCUGUCUGUACGUAUACAAACACGGCCGCAGUCCGCAGUUGCUGAAGAAUCUGGUCGGGGAGACCACCACGCCCAGCUGGGUGUGCUAUGAAAAGGGCGGAAAUAAUGUGGGCCAUUCGGCCAAAACGCAGAGCCCGCAGAAUCCUAAGAACACCAUCCGCAAUGCCAAGCGGCUCAUUGGGCGCGGUUUCGAUGAUUGUGCCGUGCAGAACGAGGUGGCCCGGGUUCCGUUUAAAGUAAUAAACCAAAACGAAAUCCCGAUGAUUCCGGUUGAGCAGCAGAACGCGGCAAGGGAGACCACAUGGAGUGCCACGAUGGCGCCGGAGGAAGUCAGUGCAACACUGCUCAAAUAUAUGAAGGAAAUCGCUGAGAACUUUCUGGGCGCGGUCUCAUCCGCGGUAGUGACCAUCCCGGCCAAUUUCAUGGAGAGUCAACGAGCGGCUACCAUAAAAGCGGCGAAAAUUGCCGGCUUUACCGAGGUAACGCUCCUCAGCGAGCCCACGGCCGCGGCCACUGCCUACAGCCACGUUGUGGACGAGCGCUGCACUAUCCUGGUGUUUGAUUUCGGCGGCGGCACCCUGGAUAUCGCUAUCAUGGACGUGCAGGGUCGCAACCAAUACCGGGUGCUGACCACGGACGGGGACAUGUAUUUCGGUGGGGAGGCCUUUGACGAUGCCAUCGUGCAGUACUUUCUCCAGGAUAUCAAAUCCAAACACGGCGUUAAUCUGAAAGAUGACACCCGCGCCAAAGCCGUUCUCAAACUGAAAGCCGAAGAAGCCAAGAUCCAUUUAUCCUAUCCGUACCAUAAUUUUUACAAGGAGACCGUUUACGGUCUACCUGAUGCUUUGAAAUACGAAGCCGUUCUAAAUCGGGACACCUUCAGCGGGAUGUUCGACCGGUUGCUGAAAAAGAUGCUAGAACCGGUUAAAAGAGCUCUGCAGUCUGCCGGGAAAACCGCCGAGGAGAUCGACAAGGUCAUUCUUGUCGGGGGCAGCACGAAAUUGCCAGCGGUACAGGAAGCGUUGCGGAAGUUUUUUCGGGCGGACAUUGUCGCGGCAGACGCCACCCCCGAUGAGGUGAUUGCGCGGGGCGCCGCCAUGCAUUGCUACCGUGUCAAUAACCACCUCCCGGCCAAUGUCACCGAGGUCACGGCGUUUCAUUACAGGCUGAAAUUGUACCACGGGGACGUGUCGGAAUUGAUCCCGCGCGGCACCGAAUUCCCGUAUAAAUUCAAAAAAGUCUACCGCACCGCAUAUGAUAAUCAUGUCGAGGUGGUUUUCGACGUCUUCCAGAGUAAGCACGGAUUCACCGCUGAUAAGUUCCAGAUUGGACAUUUUAAAAUCAAAGAUCUCCCUGCACGGAAACAAGGGGAAUGCGCGUUUGAUGUCACGUAUGAGAUCGAUCGCAAUAACAUUCUGCAUGCCACGGCGCAAGGCCAGUUCGAUUUGGCGAAUUACAAGCGGAGCGUCGAUAUUAGUCUGGCCAACAUGGCGUAG
Molecule: messenger RNA, 1835 nt
Organism: Paramacrobiotus metropolitanus
Lineage: Eukaryota; Metazoa; Tardigrada; Eutardigrada; Parachela; Macrobiotidae
Product: endoplasmic reticulum chaperone BiP-like
Exons: 2
Coding region: 285-1835 (516 amino acids)
Biological process (GO): cellular response to unfolded protein; protein refolding
Cellular component (GO): cytoplasm
Molecular function (GO): misfolded protein binding; ATP-dependent protein folding chaperone; heat shock protein binding
Source: RefSeq, a predicted model, not a curated record